Molecule: messenger RNA, 486 nt
Organism: Cryptococcus wingfieldii CBS 7118
Lineage: Eukaryota; Fungi; Basidiomycota; Tremellomycetes; Tremellales; Cryptococcaceae
Exons: 2
Coding region: 1-486 (161 amino acids)
Source: RefSeq, a predicted model, not a curated record
AUGUUCGCACAGUCCUUCAACCCUUUAUACCCACAAGAUAGUGUCAGCAGCUACGGCGACUAUGACUCGACGACAACCUUCAAAGACCAGAAGCGAGAUAUCGCAGAGCUCAAAGAGGAUGUCCAAGUCAUCAAAUCCCAAGUCACAUCGAUCCACGCCUCUCUCCGAAACCAUCCCCGUCCCUCCAAAACAGAUCACACCGUCAAAAUCGACUCCCACUUCCAAGAAGUCGUUCAGAUUAUUCUCGGCCGUAUCGAGGUAAUCACAGAUAGCCACAGCGCCAACUUUGCUAGGCCCAUUCUCCAAGCGCUCAUGCGGAAGAAUGGGGAGCUCUCGAAGGACGACCGACUGAAAUUGGCGCGGGUGAUCGGACGAUUUGAACAUACGUGCGCAUACUACGAGAUGACACCAGACGCGAAAGAGCGCUAUCGCAUGGCAUUAAUCGCUAUGUCAAUACGAGACCUGAGAGAAUUGUUGGGACAUUGA